AUGCAUUUGCCGGAUAACCAGCCGCAGGAAAGCCAUAAAGAUGAUCGUCGCGCUCGGGAAUUGUUCAACUAUUUCCAGCCUGGCAAUCCAGCUCUCCUUCCAACAUGUAUUCCGAAAUUUGGACAACCGCAAAUAAAAGCGAGCCCCAACCUUGUUCUUACCUCUCUAACCCAACUUGCGGCGCUGAAGUUGGGAGUUCAACGGGCAAUUAUCAGCUUGAUCGGCCGUGAAACACUUUAUGUGGUCGCGGAAGCAACACGGUCUUUGAAACUGGGCGACAACAGCGUUUGCGACAAUGAUGCUGAUCGCUUAUGGAUGGGUUGUUCCAAUGGACCUCUUGCAGGUACUUUGUGUGAGGAAACAAUUACACUGCACCCAACUGCGGAAGAAAGGCAUCGGUUCUUUAUUGUUGAAGAUUUGAAAGAGCAUCCAACCUAUUGCAAAAUCCCCUGCGUCGCCGGUGCCCCGUACUUUCGAUACUACGCCGGAACUCCCCUCACGACUGCUAGUGGAAUUAACAUUGGUAGCCUUUAUGUGAUCGAUCCACGACCAAACUUAAGCCUCAGCGAACUCGACAAGGAGACGCUCAGUGAUAUUGGCGAUGCGGUCAUGGAUUAUUUAGAGACAUACCGUCAAUCGCUGGAGAGUGGUCGUCUCGAAGAUCUGCUUACUGGUCUAAACUCCUUUGUCCAAGGGGAGGACAACAUUGAACCAAUCGACAAAUCUCCUUCCAGGACCCCGAGACUAUCGGUGAUGAACCGGUCACGUACUUCCAGUCCUCGGGCAGUACAAACCGAAAGGCCAGAGAGCGAUAAUGGCCACCAGAUCACUAGGACGGUCAAAAAUAAAGCAACCUCCGAAGAUCAGUCUAAGCUUACUUUACGUCCUCCAUUGACCCCCACCCACGACCAGAAUCCAUCCACAGAGCAAUUCAAUAGUUCCAUCAGAAGACUCAAGCGCAAUAAUGUGUCAGAGUUUGAACGUGCCGCCCAAAUAAUGCGGGAAAGCCUUGACCUCGGGGAAGACGGCGGUGUCGUAAUAUUCGACACCAAUGCCACUGCCGGCUCAGAUCUAGACAGAGAUCUCAAGGACCCACCAGAUGGCUUGCAGCUACUGGCUAAAGUCUGUGCGAUUUCAACAAAACACACUAACACGGUCGGCCCCGAAGACAAGCCGGAUUCUUCUCCAAUUGCGCAAAUGGAACGAAGAUUUUUGAAACGCAUACUGCGCAGGUUCAAUAAAGGUGCCAUUUGGUACUUUCAUCAAGACGGGACUGUCUUCUCGUCAGACGACGAUUCAAGUAAAUCGGAAAGCGAAGACGACACACCCACGCCUUCUCAGAGCCCCAGCAUGUCCCAGCCUCGGCUUCAAGGUGUAUUGCGGGAAAAGGAUCUCCGGGCCCUCAGGAAAUGCUUCCCCGAUGCUACCCGCAUCAUAUUCACACCUCUGUGGGAUUCAUUCAAGUCACAGUGGUUUGGUGGCUGCUUUUGCUGGAGCUCGGCGGAAACCCGCAUUUUCAGCGCUCAUGUUGAGCUGGGUGGUGUUCUUGGAUUCGGUUCUUCAUUAAUGAUGGAACAUAGUCGGAUCAAAAGUCAGGAGUCAGACAAAAAGAAGGCGGACUUUAUCAGCAAUAUCUCACACGAGCUAAGGAGUCCACUACACGGAAUCCUCGCCGCGAGCGAAUUUCUUGCUGAACAGAUAUCCUCUGAGUCCCCAAGAUCCCUUCUCGACACCAUCUGCGCCUGCAGCCAGACACUCCUGGAUACGUUUGAGCAGAUCCUGGACUUCACAAAGAUAAACUCCUUUCAAAAGAAGCGACGCGACCACACCACUCGCCUGUAUGGAGAUGGCGACAUAGCGAAGUCGCAUGCACUGCCCGAGUCGCUACAAAUCCUCAAGGUCACUAACAUUGUGGCGGUCAUUGAAGAUGUCAUUGAAAGCAUUGUCUUCGGUGCAACCCAUUACAAGAGUGGACUGUUCGAAGACCCGACUUCCGUUUCUAUUGAGCACGUCGAUGUUUCCAUUGACGUAGCUCCAGGUGAUUGGGUAUACACAUUGGAGCGUGGGGCCUUGCGGCGCAUAAUCAUGAAUGUCUUCAGCAAUGCCCUCAAGUACACCAAGAACGGCUCUGUGUCGGUCCACAUCGAGGUCCAAACAGGUACAAAGGGUUCAGGCACCGGCAAAGUUGAAAAUUUCAACACUCUUGUCCUGACGGUUUCCGAUACUGGGAUAGGGAUUUCAAAGGAAUAUCUGGGCUCACAUCUCUUCACGGCAUUUUCUCAAGAGGAUCCUCUAGCGCCAGGUACCGGCCUCGGGAUGUCCAUUGUUCAAAAUAUUCUUCGCUAUCUAGGCGGCAACAUCAAAGUCAAGAGCCAACUCGGCACGGGAACUAUCGCCGAAAUCUCAAUCCCACUCAACAGUUCUAUAGGUGAACGUGACAAGAGCCACAUGAUCACCCAAGAGCCUUCAGUGCAGGCUACGCUAGAUAUUGUCCAGUCUCUGAAGCGUGAUUUCAAAGAAAAGACAGUCUCCUUCAUUCCUUUUGAGGAUGAUUCAGCUGUUUCCUCGGCUUCCACAAUCAAAAAAUACCUGACAGACUGGUACGGCAUACAAAUUGAGCCUUGGACCUUGGAAUCCCAUCCAGAUCUCAUUCUUAUGGAUGAAACACAAUUGUCGCGCAUGCAUUCAGCACCCUUAUCCAAAGUUCUGAUUCUUUGUCGACGGGUAAAACCAUUGCAAGCAACCAUCCAGCACUUGGAGCCACUUUGCGAGAGUGUUGAAUGGCUUUGCCUUCCUUGUGGCCCCCACAAACUUGCGAGGGCAAUCCACCGUUGUCUGCAAGGGGGAGCCCAACCAAAAUUACAGCAAAUAAGUGAAAAGACUGCAAGCAAUUCCACAAGGAUUAGCAAUCAAACAAAUGUCCCAACUGCGCCUAUCGGAACUGCAAAGCCGUCACUCCAAUCCCCAUCACAUCUGUCCUCGAACCCGACCCCAUCUUCCUCUUUUCCAACCCCCCAGUCGACACAGAUUACACAACCAACAACUCAACCAGAGUCUGGAAAGAAGCUUUCUUUGGAUAACAAGACAGUUGAAGACAAUGUCGGGUUUGAAGGACUUCGAAUCCUUAUCGUUGAAGAUAACCCUAUCAACAUGGGUCUCCUUCAAAAACUUGUCAAAAAGUGUUCAAGUAUCUGCCACACCGCUGUAGACGGUCAGAAAGCUGUCGAUGCAGUGAAUAAAUUUCCUGAGGGAUACCACAUCAUAUUCAUGGACCUAUCAAUGCCUGUCAUGGACGGAUUUGAGGCCACAGAGGCAAUUCGGGCGCUUGAAACAGAACGACCAUCAAUACCAUCCGCCAGGAUCGUAGCCCUCACAGGUCUGGGCUCAGAUGAACAUGUGACCAAGGCUUAUGCUUCAGGCGUUGAUAUGUUUGUCACGAAACCCGUUUCAUUCAAAGAAAUCACUCGGAUAAUUAAUGAUGUAAAAACCCAGGCCCCCUGGACAAACAAAAAGUUGUUGCAAUCGGGCUGA
Molecule: messenger RNA, 3531 nt
Organism: Penicillium brevicompactum
Lineage: Eukaryota; Fungi; Ascomycota; Eurotiomycetes; Eurotiales; Aspergillaceae
Product: hybrid sensor histidine kinase/response regulator
Exons: 5
Coding region: 1-3531 (1176 amino acids)
Biological process (GO): phosphorelay signal transduction system; protein autophosphorylation
Molecular function (GO): phosphorelay sensor kinase activity; histidine phosphotransfer kinase activity
Source: RefSeq, a predicted model, not a curated record